This is a messenger RNA of Pogona vitticeps (central bearded dragon), 1163 nucleotides long. Lineage: Eukaryota; Metazoa; Chordata; Lepidosauria; Squamata; Agamidae. The record is from RefSeq and is a predicted model, not a curated record.
GGAGUGGUCUGGAAUUCUGCAACCGUAGCUCCGAAGUGACAGGCAAAAUGAAGGACUUGCUAUUCAUGAUGGCCUUCUAUGGAGCACUUUCUUCUGCCUUGCCCGUAGUUCAAGAUGGUGAACAAGCUGCAGAAAAGGACAUGGAAUUUGCCAAGAAAUUCAUUGAACAUUACUACCCUGAUACAGAACCAACAUCUGUUGCGAGAAACAAAUUCAGAAGUAGUGUACCUGCCGAAAAAAUAAGACAAAUGCAGGCAUUUUGGGGGCUGGAAGUGACAGGCAAGCUGGAUUCAAACACUCUGGAUGCAAUGAAGAAACCCAGGUGUGGGGUUCCUGAUAUAGGAGAAUAUAAGACUUUUGCUAUGUCUCCAAAAUGGAGAAAGAGAGACUUGACAUAUCGAAUUCAAAACUACACACCUGACAUGAAUACUAAAGAUGUUGACCAUGCAAUUGAAAGAGCCUGGAAACUGUGGAGUGAUGUGACCCCACUGACCUUCACCAGGGUUUAUGGAGACUCUGCAGAUAUAGAGAUCUCUUUUGCCUCUGGAUCCCAUGGAGACUAUAUUCCCUUCGAUGGACCAGGUCAGCAACUGGCCCAUGCAUUUUCACCCGCUUAUGGUGGAAAUGUCCAUUUUGAUGAGGCUGAAACCUGGACAAAGGAUCUAAAAGGAACUAAUCUUUUUCUUGUGGCUGCUCACGAGUUUGGCCACUCCUUGGGUCUUCACCAUUCCGAUGUUCUGGGGGCUCUCAUGUUUUCAACCUACCAACCCGUGGAGCCACAAAACCUAAAGCUCCAUAGAGAUGACACAGAAGGCAUACAGCAGCUUUAUGGAACUCCUGGAGAUUAUGACGGUGGUGGUGACAGUGACGAUGACCUUUUGCCAACAAAUAUUCCAGAAGUAAUACUUUUGACAGAUUUGUGUGACCCACACCUGGCUUUUGAUGCUGUCACUACUCUACGGGGUGAAAUACUAUUCUUCAAAGACAGCUUUAUGUGGCGGAAGUUUCCCCAUACAAAAGAGAUUGAAAAAAACAGCAUUUCUUCUUUCUGGGUCACUCUGAGCAGCAGCAUAGACGCUGCCUAUGAAGUUGAAGAGGACGACAUGGUCUAUCUUUUUAAAGGGUCAAUGAUUGCAAACAUCCAGCCUGGUAUGAUUGAGUAG